AGAGAAGCGGAGCUGGUUUUCUCUGAAUAAGGGCAUUUCCGUAAUUCCUCGUUCCCCGUCUUCCUGCAACUAUAACUACGUUUCCGUUCUCUUUUCGUUUUCCAUUUUCGUGCUUUCAACGAAGAACAGAUCUCGCUCCAAAAACCCUAACCUUCAAAGAAUUGCAGGAUCGCAUCUCGAUCUUCUCAAUUUCUCCGUUUCUUCUCAGUAUUAAAAAGCUUCAAAGAUGGAUUCUUGUCCUACAAUAAAAAACAUUCUUCUUUUGGAUUCCGAAGGGAAACGUGUAGCUGUCAAGUACUAUUCUGACGACUGGCCAACAAUAAGUUCAAAGUUAGCUUUUGAGAAAUCAGUGUUUACUAAAACUCAAAAGACAAAUGCACGGACUGAAGCGGAGAUAGCGAUGUUCGAAAAUUAUAUUGUUGUCUAUAAGUUCAUCCAGGACCUGCAUUUUUUUGUUACCGGGGGCGAUGAUGAAAAUGAACUCAUCUUAGCUACAGUUCUUCAGGGAUUUUUUGAUGCAGUUGGCCUCCUCCUCAGGGACCACACUGACAAAAGAAGUGCGCUGGAGAAUUUAGAUCUCAUCCUGUUAUGCCUUGAUGAAAUUGUUGAUGGAGGGAACAUUCUUGAAACUGAAGCAAGUGUUAUUGCUGGAAAAAUUGUGACACAUGGUGCAGAAGGUGCUGCCCCCUUGUCUGAGCAGACCAUAACUCAAGCGCUCGCCACUGCACGGGAACAUUUAGCUAGAUCUCUUCUCCAAUGAUUGUCCUUAGAAUUUUUUUUUUAUUAUUAUUAUUUUAAACAAUUAUCUUUUGUGCAACCAGUGAAAGAGUUUUGCAUUCGUUUAUUUCCUUAAAUUUGAUUGAUGAUGUUAAAUUUCUACUGAGAAGACCUAUCUUUGGGCAUGGCUAGAAUUGGAUGAGCAUCGGCUCUCGUCUUUAGAUGGAGUCGUUAUCCGUUGUUUAUCAUUUGGUGGGUGAGCUAUAGUUCAACAAUGGUCUUACUGCAGCCAUCAUAAUAUUUUAUAAUGGACACGGGGAGUAGCAGCGAUGACCUAAUGUAUGACAUUGGUAGAUAUAUGUAAUCGCAAUUAUGCAAUUGUAGCUGGGCUGCAAUGUCAUUACAUAUGA
Magnolia sinica is the source of this 1127-nucleotide messenger RNA. RefSeq names its product coatomer subunit zeta-1-like. Bases 227 to 760 code for a protein of 177 amino acids. Gene Ontology annotation, cellular component: COPI vesicle coat. Gene Ontology annotation, biological process: retrograde vesicle-mediated transport, Golgi to endoplasmic reticulum; intra-Golgi vesicle-mediated transport; intracellular protein transport. The transcript has 7 exons. The record is from RefSeq and is a predicted model, not a curated record. NCBI's taxonomy places the organism in Eukaryota, Viridiplantae, Streptophyta, Magnoliopsida, Magnoliales, Magnoliaceae.